Penicillium canescens is the source of this 627-nucleotide messenger RNA. RefSeq lists its product as uncharacterized. Bases 1 to 627 code for a protein of 208 amino acids. The transcript has 2 exons. NCBI's taxonomy places the organism in Eukaryota, Fungi, Ascomycota, Eurotiomycetes, Eurotiales, Aspergillaceae. The record is from RefSeq and is a predicted model, not a curated record.
AUGGCACCGAAACGCACACACGAUGGCGAUCCUGCACCAGCAACCAAAGCCCCCGCAGUCAAGAAGCGCAAGGGCUUCAGCGUCGGACCGGCGAAUCUCCCAGAUGGCACAUAUCGACGAAAGACUCAAAAGAUCAAGAACGACCUGAUCCAAAAAGCCAAAGUAAAGAAAGCCUACGCAAAGAUCAAAGCCCAAGAAGAAGCCAACGCACCACAAAAGUCCGUCUACGACACCUACGUAGACGAAGACGCCGAAGCCAAAAAGAAGGAUGAAACGCCCACCGAAGAUGCUACCACUUUGGAACUUCAUCCAGAUCGCAUCGCCAUGUUGAACGAGCCCGAGCCCCAACCAGCGCCUGCGCGCGCGCCUAGACCAGAACGGCGUCCGCGGGGAGAGGGUCGGCCCAGGGAGCGUCGACCUAAGCCAUCAGCUUUUUCGAAGGAGAUGGAAAUUGCUGAGGAGCGGAGGAGGGCUGCUGAGGCUCGGAGGAAGGAUCGCGAGGCGAAGCAGAAGGAGCGUGAGGCUAUGCUUCGCGCGAAGCGGCCGGAUCAGUUUGGGAAGAGACGGUUGGGGAGGGAGAGUAAUGCACUGUUGAGUCGGGUGCAGCGGAUGGUUGGUCAGAAUUAG